CGCCCUGCCUCCCAGUCGAUAGUAAGCCCACGGCCGGAAGAGACGCUGGUGCUUCUCAGGCCCGCCCGCGUGUGUGUGUGUGUGUCAGACGGUGCUAGCAGGAUAGUUCGUAAAGGCUGGUACUCGCUGCAGGACCCAAGUGGUACGUCGCCUGAGCGAGCUGUGGGUGCUCCCGUGUGGUGUGCGGCUGUGGCGGUGCUGGCUGUGGUCCCUGGUGGUGUGGAGCUGUGGGGGCGGCACGGGCAGGAUCCACACACCCUCGCUGUAAUUCCGUUCAAAAGGCACCAAACUGCAGUAAAGUGGCGUUGGGUGGGCGAGGCUUUGGGCCCGGGGAAGUAACCAUCAUGGUGAUGUGUGUCGUGCGGCGAUGAUGCCCCCUGAUGACUUCUCUCGUGUCAGGCGCGUGGCUCAGCCCCCGGGGGACCCCAGCAGUAGUGGCAGCAGCAUCAGUAGCAUCAGUAACGACCACUGCGACGACUAUGGGCCGACUCUUAGCCCUCAUCUUCCCGUUCUCUUGGGGCAGCAGCUCUCCGUCGUCCGCCGCGGCGGUGCUGUCCCCGUUGGCGUGCCUGGUGCUGGCGCUGCUGGUGCUGCCCGCCCCGGCGCGCGCCACGUCCUCCGCCGCUUCAGGCUACAGUGGAUCUCAACGAGACGAUAAUCCAGAUUUCUACGAGGAUUACAUGAGCGAUGAGAGUAACGCUUAUCUCAAUGGCGAAGUACGGCGGCUGUUGAACGAGCACGUGGAGAACAGCCAAUUCGUACAGUCCCUCGAGUCUCAGUUCUACCAAAUCACGUACCCGGUGCAGCUGCAGCGCCACGGGAAGUCACAGGGCAUCUCCACCCGCGACGCCAGCAAGAUCACGGAGGAGCAGGCGCAGGUGCAAAACGAUAGAAAGAGCAACCACGUGCACAGGACGUCUUACAGAAUAAAGGCCUUCAGUCACGUGUUCACCGUCGACCUUGAGCUCAACCAACAACUGGUCUCCCCGAACCUGGUGGCGCAUCACCGUACGCGAGACGGGAGCAGCAACGUCGACCAGCAUAUCGAGCACUGCUACUACCACGGCACCGUCAAGGACUACUCCGGUGCCAUCGCGGCCUUCAGAACAUGCAACGGACUGGCCGGCAUCAUUCAGCUGGGCAACGAGACCCUGAUCGUCUCCCCCAUGGCUGGAGGCGAGAAGCUGCCCAAGCAUCCCCACUUCGUCAUCGAAUCGAAGAACUCCCACAUCCGGCAGAAGUGCGGCUACCAUUCCGGCUACGAGUGGGGCAUGUGGGAGAGGAACUACAACCGGCAGAACCACGGCCGGAAGAAGAAGCAGGUUCGGCACCGCUACGCCCGCGAUGUCCGUUCCACGCCCAAGUUCAUCGAGACGGCGCUCUUCCUCGAUAAGAAAUUCAUGGAAGACCGGAAUUAUUCUCGCGUGAGAGCCCUCAACGACGCCCUUCAGAUUGCAAACAUCGCGGACCUGCUCACAUCACCAUAUUCCAGCACCAUCGGCGUCACUGUAACCUACCUACGGAUUUUAUUACCAUAUUCUUAA
This is a messenger RNA of Penaeus indicus, 1544 nucleotides long. Its product is annotated as disintegrin and metalloproteinase domain-containing protein unc-71-like. NCBI's taxonomy places the organism in Eukaryota, Metazoa, Arthropoda, Malacostraca, Decapoda, Penaeidae. The record is from RefSeq and is a predicted model, not a curated record. The transcript has 10 exons. The coding region runs from base 381 to 1544 and encodes 387 amino acids.